AUUGAGAGUAAAAAGCGUUGUCCAAAUUCAAGGGGCGCCAACUGCAGUUGUGCUAUAUGGAUAAAAAGAAAUUGCGGAAUCAUUUAAAAAGGGGUGCCUUUAAAAAAUUGGCACAUAGAUUUUGUUAAAAUCCUAAAGUUGCAACACAUAGGCUUAUCUCCGAGUAUCUUGAAGACUACUACGCUGGUUUCGCGAUAGUAAAGCACGGAAAUGGAACCCCCUCCUUGGUCUCUCCUUCGUCUUCAGGUAUCGGAGGGGGAGAGACAAGAUAUUAUACUUGUUUACCAUGGUAACGCUGAGGAAGACGUACGCUUUACACCAUCUGAAGAGCCACUCUUUUUGCAAUUAGGACGUGAAACCCGGUCGUGGCGAGGCGAUGCGGGAUUCGAUUUGGGACAGUUGAGUACCGCUGUCAACGCAGUCCAGGCUCGUCAAGGCGCUGACUAUCCUGAGCUCUUACGGGCCCCAUCUGUCAGAGAUGGAAUUGAUCCGUUAUCCCUUGUCGGGCGUGUCAGGAGGGGCGUGUCGCAAAUUCCAUCUGAUUGGCGUCCCCGUCUCAUCGCCGUACUUCAACCUCUAACCAUAAUCGCCGGUAUUUUAACAGUGGUCAUGUGGGCUACUACAGCUUUUAGUCCGGAUCUAUUUAGAGGCCACUCGACUCCUCACUCGAAACUACACGUACCAAGUAUAGAGUCGACUGCAGACUCGUAUCUUUUUCAGCCACAUACUCUCAUCAAAACUAUCCGGAUGACAAGAAACUUAAGGGAUUUACUUCUCAAGCACCACAAGCCUUUGCACGAUAGUUGGGCCGUACUUGACGAGAAAUUUGAUUUGGAGGUGGAAACAACAAUUAAUAAACUGAACAUGCUCCUUACCCCAUCUUCAGCAUUAAACUCACCAAGCAAUAUUUACUCUACCGGGGACUACGAAGCAAGUCCGGCAGAAAUUCUCAAUAUGCUAAACGCUUUGCACACUAACCUUCGGGCACAUGGGCAGCAUCGGAAGUCUUGGGACAACGAGGCGUUAGCUAAAUGGAUAAACAUGGCAACUUGGUGGAGCUGGGGGGAGCCCGACUUUGAUCCCUGGAACUACCUACCGGAAUCAAUUUCAGGCAACGAUACCGCCACCAUCCUAAAUACCUUUACAUCAGUCAUCAUACCGCAAAAUUCUCGUAUUUAUCACUUGGUCGACGAGAUUCUCUGUUCUGGCUACGACAGCUUACUUCCCUGGCAAGGCAUGCGCGCUCACUACGCGCAAGCUCAUGACAGCCUGGCCUUGCUUCUCGAAGAUGUUGGCGGUAUUCUAUCCCCACUGGCUCGUAGGGGGGAACACCGGUUUAGUAAGAAAGGAGAGAUAGACAACCUAGUCGAGGAAUUUUUAUCGACUGCUCAAUGGGCUUAUAACACAGUCCAGGUCGGGUUGGGCGCCGCGCGGACCCUUGAUGUAGAGAUAGGGUCGAUUUGCGCAACAAUUACGCAAGCCGCCCAGAUCGAAUGGCGCGUUCUAGCUCGGGAUAAUAGCUUGCUAUUUCGGCAAUUCGUACCGGACGGUGAUAAAGAUAAUGUGAUAGAAGUAUGGCUCACAUGGCCACCUACUACCGAGGCCAUUGCUGAUCUGACAGACGCAACAAGUAUUGUUUGGGGCAGUCGUUUCCGAAAUCGCUGAAGACGUUUAGACAGUCCUCGUCAUUCAGGAGGGGAUAAUCAUUAAUUACACUAAGUCAUGAAUUGUAAAAUAACUCUAAACAUAUAUGUAUUAACUACGUCAUACAUCAAUAGAAUGAAUGAGCUAUGGCGCUAGGGAGAUGACAUUUUCCGGUUCACUUUUAAAACUGCAAUCUAUACUCUAUGGUCGAGCUGUCCUCUCUAUACUCCUAAUCACUCGUCCAGAAUAGCAGUCCUCUCAGCCGCAAACUUGGUUAAUAGCCAGUUCCCUGCAGUUGUUACCACCGUGUUGCCAGCAUUGGGACUGAAUACCAUUGAUUGUUGAAAAUACGCUAUAUAGACAAUCCUCGUACGCAGAUGAGCCUACACACUUUGGAUUACAUCUGGGACAAGCGUCGGCGUAAGAACCAGCCUGCUUUUCGCAAAUUGACAAGUCUGGGGAUCCAGAAGGUGCUGGAGUGUCGCUGACGGCUGGGGUAGAUGUCUAUCGUCGAGGUCAACACUUUGCUCGAGAUAGAUUUUCCGGGAACAUACCUGAGCUAGCGCUACUGCUGGCAGUGCCAGAGUAACGAUUGAUGCGAACUUCAUGGUGCCGGAUGAAUGCUAUGGAAGCCUUGCGUGAGUAUCGAAUGGAAAAGAUCAAUGGAGUUAUAUUUGAGAGUAAAGCUGGUAGUGGUCUUUGAAG
This is a messenger RNA of Daldinia decipiens, 2349 nucleotides long. RefSeq lists its product as uncharacterized. The record is from RefSeq and is a predicted model, not a curated record. The coding region runs from base 211 to 1665 and encodes 484 amino acids. Lineage: Eukaryota; Fungi; Ascomycota; Sordariomycetes; Xylariales; Hypoxylaceae. The transcript has a single exon.